This is a messenger RNA of Centruroides sculpturatus (bark scorpion), 3244 nucleotides long. Its product is annotated as patched domain-containing protein 3-like. The record is from RefSeq and is a predicted model, not a curated record. Gene Ontology annotation, cellular component: membrane. The transcript has 5 exons. The coding region runs from base 386 to 3205 and encodes 939 amino acids. Lineage: Eukaryota; Metazoa; Arthropoda; Arachnida; Scorpiones; Buthidae.
CAUCGAUUACACUUUCAAAGUAUAUUUCCAAUGAUAGCAUAAGUGAUUGAUAACGUGGACCUAUAAAACUUUUAUCAUAUUAUUUGUACUUUGUUCCUUGGAAAUGACGUUUAUCUUAUGAUAUAUUUUAAUUGAACUUUUUACGUUUUAACAAACAUAACCAGACAUAUUCAGCAGUAAUUCAAGUUUUAUAUAAAUCGCUGGCUUUGCAGUACGCAGAUUGCGGAUCUAGAAGACUUAUAUGAUAUUUCGUAUGCGCAAUUACAACAUUAUAAUAAGAAUCGUAUUUAAAUACUAGAUGUGAUUAAGACAGACUCGAAUACAACGUGUUGUGUUAAAUAUCUUACGGAGUAUUUUUUUCCGCUUUGAUUGUUUAUGUAAAAGAAUGAAGCUUGACGUGGUUAGAAGAGUAGUUUCUGCUACAUUAUCUCGCAUUGGUUACAACGUAGGAUGCUAUCCACAAAUACACGUCGCAAUUUUUUUAAUAUUUUCGCAAGUGUUAGCUACAGGAAUAUUACGUGUAUCACCUACAAUGGAUGCAGAGUAUCUUUAUGCACCAACCGAUGCAAGAAGUAUAGUAGAUAGAGCAGCAAUCGAAUCAACGUUUCCCAUAAACACGUCACAAUGUGAUUAUAGAAGACUAUCCAGAAUGGAAGGAGCCGCAGCAAUACAGAUAACAUCAAAAUAUGAAACUUCCGUAUUAGAAGAAUCAAUAAUUGAAGAAGUCAUCAAACUUGACGAAAUCGUUAGAAAUGUCAGUGUUCUAUGGAAUAACGCAUUCCUUCGUUACGAAGAUCUGUGUUGUAAGGCAGACGGAAGCACUUGCCACGAGAAUUUUGUUCUGUCAUUAAAAGGAAAGACGAAUGACAUUAAAAGAGGAUUAUACAAGAUCAAAUAUCCAGUUGAUAAAAUUGAUGGCAAAUUAGUAAUUUCCGGUUUCGAAUUCGGAGGUGUCACAGUAGACGAGAAAAAUAUGAUUCGAGAUUCCAAGGCAAUUAGACUAUAUUAUCCACUGGACCAUGCCACAGAAGAAACGAAAGAAAUGGCACUAAUGUGGNUUGUCUUACAAUUAACUAGUUCUAUUUGCAGAUAUCCAGUUGAUAAAAUUGAUGGCAAAUUAGUAAUUUCCGGUUUCGAAUUCGGAGGUGUCACAGUAGACGAGAAAAAUAUGAUUCGAGAUUCCAAGGCAAUUAGACUAUAUUAUCCACUGGACCAUGCCACAGAAGAAACGAAAGAAAUGGCACUAAUGUGGGAAAAUACUUUUCUAGAAUUAACAUCAACAAUUCACAUGAAUAAUAUCGAAAUUUAUAAGUUCGUUAGUCAGUCUGCCAAUAAUGAAAUUAACCGAAAUGGCGAAAAUAUUUUUUCUCUCAUUAUUAUUGCAGCUCCAAUUAUGUUGAUAUUCUCGGCAGUUUCUUGCUUAUCGACUGACGCACUGAGCAGUAAGCCCUGGUUGGGUAUUGCUAGCUGUGCAUCACCAUUCUUAGCCACUGUUGCAGCAUUUGGACUACUAAUUUACUGCAAAAUGGAGUAUGUCCCAUUGAACGUUAUGAUUAUUUUCCUGAUGUUAGGAAUUGGAGUAGACGAUGCCUUUAUAUUGAUAGCUGCGUGGAGAAGAACUGACGUUGACGCUUCUGUUCCAGAUAGAAUGAAAGAAACAUACACAGAAGCUGCUGUCUCUAUCACUAUUACAUCUCUGACCAACUUUUUUGCCUUUUGUAUGGGAUUUCUGACACCUUAUAAAUGUAUUCAUAUAUUCAGUGCGUAUGCAGCUCUUGCAAUCCUGUUUGACUACAUUUAUCAGUUAUUGUUUUUUGGAGGACUCAAGGCUUUAGAUGGAUACAGAGAAAAGUAUAAUCUGCAUUCUGUUUUCUGCUGGCCAAUUAACCGAAAUCACCAGAAAAUUGAAAACAAAAAACAAUUCGAAUCGACAAACAAGGAAGAACGAAAUAUCUUUAUGGCAUUUUUUGGCAAUGUUCUUGGCAAAAUGCUGGGAAAACCAAUCGCUAAAACUAUCGUAAUUGUUCUGUUUAUGGUUUAUCUUAUAGGUGCAAUAUAUUGUAUGCAAUUCACUCAAGAAGAAAACGAUAUAACUAUAUUUUUUCCAAACUUUUCUUAUAUGUUUAGAUAUGCAUCUAUUGAAAAUAAGUAUUUUUCUAAUUAUAGUCAUCAAGUUCAAAUAAUUAUUAAUCAGUCAUUAGAUUAUUCGAAUGUCACUGUCCAAAAUGACAUAGAAGAUCUCCUGCAAAGUUUCGAGUCUGCUCCAUUUAUAUCCGAUUCGUCGACCACAGAAAGUUGGCUGAGAGAAUUUCUGGCAUUUACUAAAUCUCCAGUUGCAAAGUUUUCUCUUUCUGGUUACAAUCUGAGUGAUUCUGAAGACUUUCUGGGUGCAUUUAAAAAUGUUUUCUUGAAAGUAAACGUUGCAGGCAGGUUUAAAAACGAUGUUAUUUUUAAUCUAGAAGGCGAUAAAAUUACUGCUUCGAGAUUUCUAAUAUCCAGUUCUGAUCUAAGAAUUGAUAAAAGAUCAUUUCUUGAAAAUGUAAGGAAAAUUGCCGAUGACAGCAAAAUUCCUGUAAUUGUAUAUAAUUUAAGAUUUAUGUUUCAUGACGUCUAUGUUAAUAUUUUUUCAAAUUGUGUAAAAUCGAUUUGUGCUGCAGGAGGAACAGUAAUUAUUGUGUUUCUUUUAUUUACUCCGAACAUAUUGUUUCUUUUGUCUGUCGUCGUGACUAUUGUUUCUAUUCAGGUUGGCUUGAUUGGAUACAUGUCUUUAUGGAAUGUUACCGUGAAUCCACCAUCACUAAUAAUAUUAGUGAUGUGUACGGGAUUUUGUGUAGAUUAUACAGUACAUACGACUUACGCGUUUCUGAAUUGCAAAAAGAAAACACCAAAUGAGAAAAUCCGAAGUUGCUUAUACGCUGCUGGAUAUCCUGUCUUACAGGGAUGCGUAACUACUGUUUUGGGUGUUUCGGUAGCGUAUUUUGGACCCUCGGAAUCAUUUGUAAUAUUUUUUAAAAUCAUAACUUUAAUGGUAAUUUUCGCUUUAUUUCACAGUCUUUUUUUAUUGCCCGUAGUUCUCAGCUUUUUGGAUUCUUUUUCGUUUUCUAUGUUUAAGAGGAAAAAACAUAAGUUUGAAUGUAAUGAAAUUGUUUCGAACGAAGUCAAUUCUUUAAAUUCAGAAAACUCAAUUCAGAAACACGAAUGUUAAUAACUAAAUUUGAAUUAAAUUCAAUUAAAAUAGUUUAUA